CAAAAAUUACCAAAGACCUUUAUAUGCGUGGUUGUUAUUGAAAAGACAUAUCAAAAUAUUUAUUUCAGUUGCGAAACAAUAAAUCCAUCUCAAAGCGCCGUUACCCGUUCAAAUUCAAUUUAAAUGUACCGAUAUAGUAUGUAAUCCACAUUAGUGCAAAAUCAAACUGCUGUCGAAUAAGUUUAGGCGCGGAAUUAAGAUUUUUUUUCAUUGUAUUAGAAAUUGUUAUUUGUGAAAUGUAUAAGAUUAAGUACAUACGUACGAAUAGGUAAAAAACCUGAAGGAAAUAUUUUUGAGAAAUAUAAUACGAAAACCAGUCAACGAUUGACGAGCGCUUCGGAAAAACAGGUUUUCACGUUCGACAAAGCCGCAAAACAAUUACGAAAUAAGUCAAGAUGGUCAUUUUGAAGUUUUACAAGAAUCCUGGAUUAAAGACCAGCCAGCUGAGAAGCAAAUUGGAGAGUAUUGUCAAGAUAACGGAUAAGGUCAAAGAUAUCCAGGUUGAGCUAUGCUACUACAUCGAGUCAAAGGAUGCCCUCAGUCAAGAAGAAAUUGAUGUGCUUAAAUGGAUUCUCACCUCGCCUUUUUAUCCCAAUCAGUUGGCAGAUUCCAGCGAAUUUGAUAGUGACAAACUUGUAGUCGAAAUUGGACCUAGAUUAAACUUUUCCACUGCUUUCUCGAGUAAUGCCGUGUCCAUUUGUAAGGCUGUCCAAGUAAAUGGUGUGAGGAGAAUCGAAGUAUCCACAAGAUACUUGAUUCACACCACUGCCAGUUUAGACAAGGUCACUGAAAACAAAAUCGUCGAUGUUCUCCAUGAUAGGAUGACAGAGUGCAGAUACGUCAAGCCAAUUGAGACUUUUGACCAUGGUUUUAGACCAGAAGAGUGGUUUGAAGUAAAUGUGCUGAAGCACGGAAGAAAAGCUUUGGAAGACGUCAAUGCAAAACUAGGUUUAGCAUUUGACGAUUGGGAUCUGGAUUUUUACACAAACAUGUUCCAGGACAAACUCAAAAGAAACCCAACAAGCGUAGAGUGCUUUGAUUUAGCACAGUCGAACAGCGAGCACAGUAGACACUGGUUUUUCAAAGGAAAAAUGGUCAUUGAUGGAAAAGAAAAAGACAAAUCUCUCAUAGACAUGAUUAUAGACUCUCAGAACAAUUCGAAUAAUAAUAAUGUAAUUAAAUUCAGUGACAAUAGCAGUGCCAUCAAAGGCUUCGAUGUCAAAACAUUGCGCCCAAAUCAGACAAAUGCACCAAGUUCUUUCCACAUUGACGACAGUAAACAGCACUUAAUUUUCACAGCCGAGACUCACAAUUUUCCAACGGGUGUUGCGCCAUUCAGCGGAGCAACAACUGGAACCGGCGGGCGUUUGCGCGACGUUCAAGGUGUCGGCAGAGGCGGUUACUACAUCGCUGGCACGGCUGGCUACUCUGUCGGAAAUUUACAUAUUCCAGGGUACAAGUUGCCAUGGGAAGAAGCACAAGGCGAAAAAAAUUCCAUCUAUCCCAGUAACAUGGCCCAGCCACUUGAAAUCUUGAUCGAGGCGAGUAAUGGAGCAUCUGAUUAUGGUAAUAAAUUUGGCGAGCCAGUGAUCUUAGGAUUUGCUCGUUCGUGCGGUAUGGUAGAUCACGCGGGUCAGCGACGAGAGUGGAUCAAACCGAUCAUGUUCAGUGGCGGUAUUGGCUCAAUGGAAGCCGAUAUGACGGAAAAACUGCCACCAAAGCCAGGUAUGCAAGUCGUCAAAAUCGGUGGUCCAGUUUACAGGAUCGGAGUUGGUGGCGGAGCAGCAAGCUCAGUUGAAGUUCAAGGCGACAACGAGUCGGAAUUGGAUUUCGGAGCGGUGCAAAGAGGAGACGCCGAAAUGGAGCAGAAAUUGAAUCGCGUCGUUCGCGCUUGCAUGGAAAUGGGAGAAAAGAAUCCGAUUCUAAGCAUUCACGAUCAGGGCGCCGGGGGUAACGGCAACGUACUCAAAGAGCUCGUGGAGCCGAGCGGGGCCGUCAUAUUCUCCAAGAAAUUCGAUCUCGGCGAUCCGAGUAUCAGUACCUUGGAACUGUGGGGAGCGGAGUACCAAGAGAACGACGCGAUCUUGUGUAAGAAAGAGGACGUGCCUCUGCUGGAAAAAAUAGCGGCGCGCGAGAGGUGCCCGAUCAAUUUCGUCGGAACCGUCACCGGAAAUGGAAAGAUCAUCCUUUCGGAAGAAGACGACUGCGAUGCCACUAAAUACAUGGAUGAGAAUUACGCGUCCGAGCAACGCCACCCCGUGAAUCUCGAGCUCGAACUGGUCCUUGGAAAAAUGCCGCAAAAGAGAUUCAAUUUGGAUAGAACAAAAGUACAUUUGCGACGCAUCGAGUUGAGCAACAAGCCGACGAUCGAGGCAGCUUUGGACCGAGUCUUGAGACUGCCAUCGGUAGCAAGUAAGCGAUACCUGACCAACAAAGUUGACCGCUGCGUCACUGGCCUGGUAGCUCAGCAGCAGUGCGUCGGUCCGCUCCACACGCCGCUAGCCGACGUAGCUGUUGUUGCGCUCUCUCACUUUUCGACGGUUGGCAUUGCAAGCUCCAUCGGAGAGCAGCCGAUCAAGGGCUUGGUGAACGCAGCUGCCGGUGCAAGAAUGACCGUAGCCGAAGCACUCUCGAAUCUCGUAUUUGCUAAAAUCUCCGAGCUCGAGGAUGUAAAGUGCAGUGGCAAUUGGAUGUGGGCUGCCAAGCUUCCAGGUGAAGGAGCCGCUCUGUACGAUGCCUGUACAGCUAUGUGCAAUGUCAUGAAAGAGCUUGGCAUCGCCGUCGAUGGUGGCAAAGAUUCCCUGAGUAUGGCAGCACGCGUGGGCAAGGGCGAGGUCGUCAAGGCUCCUGGAACACUCGUUGUCUCCUGUUACGCACCUUGUCCUGACAUUCGCCAGGUAAUUACUCCGGAUUUGAAAGCACCUUCAAUUGGCGAAGAAGGCUUUCUUAUUUUCGUCGAUCUGUCUGACGGUAAGAGCCGUCUCGGUGGCACAGCUUUCGCUCAAGUUUACAAUCAGCUGGGCGAUAUGGUUCCUGACGUAGAGAGCGCGACGACGAUAAAAUAUGCUUUCAAGGCCACGCAAAGUUUGAUCGAAGAGGGUAAAGUGCUGGCGGGUCACGAUGUUAGCGACGGUGGCCUGAUCACUUGCGUUCUGGAAAUGGGUUUCGCUGGAAUUUCGGGAAUCAAUGUAGCCAUUAAUCACAGAGAAGGUAGCCCGCACGAAAUCUUAUUUGCCGAGGAAAUUGGCUGGGUUCUCGAAGUUCGCGAAGACGACGUCAAACACGUACUGGACGUUUUUAAGCAAUUCAACGCUCCCGUUGCUCACAUCAUUGGAAAAUCCGUUGGACUCGGACUUCAUUCAAAGGCACAUGUAAGCGUCAACAGAGUGUCUGUGCUAGAGUCUUCUAUUUCCGAGCUGAUGAACAUGUGGGAGGAGACGAGUUACCAUUUAGAACUGCGUCAAACUAAUGCCGACUGCGCAGCUCAGGAGUACAAGAACUUUGUAGACAGAUCGAGCCCGGCUUACAAAUUGUCCUUUGACCCAGAUGUUCCACUAACGUCAAAGUUUAAACCCGAGAUACCAGUUGCUGUCCUUCGCGAAGAAGGUACGAAUGGAGAUCGAGAAAUGGCAGCGUCGUUGGUAAAUGCUGGCUUCCAAGUAUGGGAUGUUACCAUGCAAGAUCUUUUAAAUAACGAAAUAUCGCUGGAUAAAUUUAGAGGAAUUGUAUUUCCUGGUGGUUUUAGCUAUGCUGAUGUAUUGGGUUCGGCUAAAGGCUGGGCCGCCAGCUUGUUAUUCCAUCCGUCCCUGCAGAAGCAGCUGCAAGAAUUUAUAGCCCGCCCUAAUACUUUUAGUUUAGGAGUCUGUAAUGGUUGUCAACUUAUGAGCUUAUUAGGAUGGAUCGGCGAUACUACGAACGGAAAACCAAAUGUCGUUUUGGAUCAUAACGAUUCUGAACGUUUUGAAUGCCGUUGGAGCACGGUUAGAAUUGAAAAAUCGCCAGCUAUUAUGCUAAAAGGAAUGGAAGGCACUGUUUUUGGUAUUUGGGUGGCACAUGGAGAAGGAAAGUUUACAUUCCGCAACGCAAAAGUUCUUGAUGAAUUAAAAAAGCAGAACUGCUUGGCGAUCAGAUACACUGAUGAUCACGGCAAUCCAACUGAAAAGUAUCCAAUGAAUCCAAAUGGCAGUGUUGAGGGAAUUGCCGGUGUUUGUUCACCUGAUGGUCGUCAUUUGGCUAUGAUGCCACAUCCAGAAAGAUGCACUCAAUCAUGGCAAUUACCAUGGGUACCUACUGACUGGAAAUACAAUUCUUCGCCAUGGCAGAGACUUUUUGAAAAUGCCUAUGCUUGGUGUUCAUCGUUUGUUUGAGACAAAUGUUUGUUUGUUAAAUCAUGAAUGGCAAUAAGAAUACAAAUGAUGUUAUGAAUUUCGAGUGAUUUUUUUUACAAAAAAAUGACUAUUUUAUAGGUUUAUAUUUUUAUAUACUUAACAAAAAGAUUAUCGAGAGUUUUCACUCAUAUAAGUGUAUUUUUGUUAUUUUUUAUGUAAUGGCAAUAAUGUACAAUAUUUUUAUUUACCGUCGAAAGUUAAU
Molecule: messenger RNA, 4590 nt
Organism: Copidosoma floridanum
Lineage: Eukaryota; Metazoa; Arthropoda; Insecta; Hymenoptera; Encyrtidae
Gene: Pfas
Product: phosphoribosylformylglycinamidine synthase
Biological process (GO): 'de novo' IMP biosynthetic process
Cellular component (GO): cytoplasm
Molecular function (GO): phosphoribosylformylglycinamidine synthase activity
Source: RefSeq, a predicted model, not a curated record